CUCAAAAAUCAACUAAUCCCAUAGAAAAAAACAAUGUCUUGGUUGCUUGACCGGAUUGCUACUGUCGUUUACGCCUCAGAGCCCAAGGAGGAGGAAGAGGCACAAGAGGAGCAGGAGGAGUUCAAGGACCCCAAGACGGCCAUUGACGAGAAGUGCGCCGAGACUGCUCACUGCGCACACGCCCGCAAGGAGCUCGAGGAGUGCACCCAGCGAGUGGAGGGCAACCCAGACACUAAGGAGACCUGCGCCCAGGAGCUCUUUGACUUUUGGCACUGCGUCGAUCAUUGCGCUGCUAACCAGCUUUUCGCCAAGCUCAAGUAAAGCCGUCCAUGUCCACGGAUGAUGUUUUGAGGUUGCAGAGCUUUGGCAGCAAGUGCUCUCGCAAUCCACUGUUGAUGUAUCAUUUUUUUCCCCCCCAAAAACCACUACUUGUAUUGAUGUUUGCGUGUUUCUUGUUGCUGUGUUUGUUUUUUGCCUUCUUUAUCUGCGUGUGAUGUCUGUCGCUGUGUCUAUGGCUCGAACCUCCUUUCGCGUCUGUCAUUCACGAACACAAAUGCAAAGCAAGAAAAGCGAUCAAA
Messenger RNA from Capsaspora owczarzaki ATCC 30864, 578 nucleotides. RefSeq lists its product as hypothetical. NCBI's taxonomy places the organism in Eukaryota, Filasterea, Ministeriida, Capsasporidae. Gene Ontology annotation, biological process: mitochondrial electron transport, ubiquinol to cytochrome c. The record is from RefSeq and is a predicted model, not a curated record. Bases 34 to 321 code for a protein of 95 amino acids. The transcript is spliced from 3 exons.